This is a messenger RNA of Chanos chanos (milkfish), 3683 nucleotides long. RefSeq names its product tau tubulin kinase 2a (gene ttbk2a). Gene Ontology annotation, molecular function: ATP binding; protein kinase activity. The record is from RefSeq and is a predicted model, not a curated record. Bases 1 to 3666 code for a protein of 1221 amino acids. Gene Ontology annotation, biological process: protein phosphorylation. Lineage: Eukaryota; Metazoa; Chordata; Actinopteri; Gonorynchiformes; Chanidae. The transcript is spliced from 15 exons.
AUGAGUGGGGGUCUCGAGCAGACUGACAUCCUGUCUGUGGCUGUCCUGGUCAAGGAGCGAUGGAAAGUGCUGAAAAAAAUUGGUGGUGGUGGUUUUGGGGAGAUCUACGAGGCGCUGGACCUGCAGAAUCGGAACAGUGUGGCUCUCAAGGUGGAGUCAGCCCAGCAGCCCAAGCAGGUGCUGAAGAUGGAGGUCGCUGUGCUGAAGAAACUGCAAGGUAAGGACCACGUGUGCCGUUUUUUUGGAUGUGGCCGCAAUGAUCGUUUCAACUAUGUGGUGAUGGAGCUUCAGGGUCGAAAUCUGGCGGAUCUUCGACGGAGCAUGAAUCGGGGAACAUUUACAGUCAGCACAACACUAAGACUGGGCCGGCAGAUACUGGAAGCCAUUGAAAGCAUCCACUCCGUGGGCUUCCUCCAUCGUGACAUAAAACCAUCUAACUUUGCAAUGGGGCGAUUCCCCAGUACAUGCCGGACCUGCUAUAUGCUGGACUUUGGCUUGGCGCGGCAGUUCACCAACUCCUGCCAGGAGGUCAGACCACCUCGCCCGGUGGCAGGGUUUCGAGGCACUGUGCGAUACGCUUCAAUCAAUGCUCACAAAAACAAGGAGAUGGGUCGCCAUGAUGACCUCUGGUCUUUGUUCUACAUGUUGGUGGAGUUCAUGGUGGGCCAACUUCCCUGGAGAAAAAUCAAGGAUAAGGAACAAGUGGGAAAGCUCAAAGAGACAUAUGACCACCGUCUCAUGCUGAAACCCUUACCACCUGGGUUUAGUGUUUUCUUAGACCAUAUCAGUAACCUGGACUACUUUACCAAACCUGAUUAUCAGCUGCUGAUGAGUGUUUUUGAGAGCAGUAUGAGGACCUAUAACGUAGUUGAGAAUGAUCCGUAUGACUGGGAAAGGACAGGCCAAGAUGACUCACUGAUAAUCAGUGCUACGGUGUCCACUCCGCAGCACCACACUCGCCUCACCCCAGCUCACAUGGGCAUGGCAAAUGCUUCCCUGGUGCCUGGAGACCUUCUGAGGGAGAACACUGAUGAGGUUCUGCAGGAUGAGCAGCUCAGCGAUGGGGACAACAAUGGCCCACCUGACCGCGUGCCUGGAUCCCCCAUCCUCCCCCUGCGGAACCAGGAGGCAGAUGUUUGGGAGGAUUUGGAUCGCAAUCGAAACCGGAUCCCUCCUGCUGCCUGGAAGGCUGGCCAAGAAGAGGAACACAGUCCAAACCAAGGGAACCAGAGUCCUUAUACUGGGCCCAGUCUUGGCUCUCCUGUUCGGGUCCGUCCUGAAAUGGUGCCGUCAGACCGUGAUGCUCCACUCCUGAGAAGACUCCUUCACAUCCACAGCUCUGAGCUGGAGAAGAGGCAAACACUGGAGGCCAAACCCAAAAUGGAACGCUUCCUAGAGGCCUGCUCUGGGAAGCAGGCAGCUGGUUCUGCUCGGGAUAAGGAGAAUGAUACUGGGCCAGGCCUGGCCAAUGCUGAUGCUGUCCGAGGUGAUCGGGUGUGGCACUGCUAUGAGGAGUUUAUGUCUGGGGGUGGCUCACCCAAACCUGGCUCCCCCGGCUCACCAGAGCAGGGUGAAGGUGCAGCCAGCAGUGGAUUUGUGGCACUGAACCUGAGCUCAGGACAACAGGAUGUGGACUCACGCGAGUGGGUAAUCGUUGAGCGGGGCUCUGACACGCAGGACGUCAGAGAGGGAGCUGCCAGCUCCCCAGGAGGUGAGCCCAAGUUAACAAAUAGCCCCUCAGAGGAGGGAGAAGAGGAACCCGAGGUCCUACAGCCAAUGGAAGAGUCUCCCGACCAAGAGAGAACAGCCCUUCACCCCAUCCAAACUGAUGGAGGUGCAGCUACACCUCGGGCACCCUCUGUGGAAACCCUGAGAAUUGAAAGACUGGAGCUAAGCGUUGGGCCUCUGGGAGGCUUGCCUGCUGUUACCCCCACCAGUCCUGCUGAGGCGUUAGCAGAGGGAGCACUCACACAGUUCCCAACAUCUCCUCCGUCCCUGCCCGAAGAGGUUGUAGUUCGGAUGGGCAGCCCCCUGCUGCUGCGUUCCCCCAGCCCGCACACCCUCUUGACCACCCUGUCGGAUCCCCUGCACCAGCGUGCCCCUCCUGGAAUGAGGCGGAGCCAGUCCGCAGACCACCACCACCCUUCCUCCAACUCCUCCUCCUCCUGCCACGCCUCACUGCCAGCGCCCCCUGUGCCCCGCACCCGUUCACCCGGGCAAAGGAAACUUCCCGCCAUCCCGGCAGGUGCUGCCAAUGCCAAGUUCCCCUCUGUCAUACGCAUCACUCGUGCCCAGCUCCAGCAGUUGACAGCACAGCGUCCGUCUGUCCUGUCCUCCCAGUCAGCCUCUGAAAUUGUGCCACAGUGCCUCCUGUUGGAGAGGCAUGACACUGAGGCUCAACCACAGGAUAACACAGCUGACAUCAACUCCCCCCAGGAGCACCUUCCCUCUCAGCCUCCCAGACCCUCCAGUUCUGGGGGAGAGCCUCUGCUAAAUGGGGAUGUCCCGCUAAAGUCCUCUAGCCCAGUGCCAAGUCUGGUCUCAUCUCCACAUUCUGCAUGCUCUCCCCACUCGCCAGUCCUGAUGAAUGGUCAUCUGUCUCCCGCUGCAGACUCUCAGGAAGACCCUGCCGGACGCUUCUCUGAGCUAAAAGAUCCAGAAAGCAGCUCCGGUCAUCCCAAUCCCUCCGCUGAACCUAAUCAGCAGCACCCUGUGGAAGGCAGAGGAGAUGAUUCCCCAGCUGAGAGCAAUGGACCUGUUCCAUCCUCUCCAGUCCCGGCCCCUCGUCGAGACCCUAGCCGUCGGCAAAGCCGAAUUCCCGUCCUGGAGCCCUCCAGCCUUCUAGACCCUCCAGCACCUGGUACAGCAAAAGAGAAACUGCUGCAGAAGAAAGCGCACAUCCCACACCUCUCCCCUUCCGCCUCUCCGUCCCUCUCCUCAGACAGGCGUGCAGUGGUAGUGGCGCUCUCUCGGGACCAGCAGUCCUCUGCCUCCUCUGACCGUUCUCAGGACGACGAGUCGUUCUUGGGCUCCCGCUCAGAUCGUCAAGCUGACGACGCCCCAUCCCUCUCCUCAUCCUCUAGCCCUCUGUCACGGAAGAGUAAGAUCCCACGUCCCAUUAACCCCACCCCUGUCCCAGACUCUGUCCCCGCCCAGUUCCUCCCCAGGCCUCCGCCAGGUAAACCUCCCAGCCGCUCGUCUGUGGACGGCAGACUUCGACGUUAUCGGAUCCGUACAGGUAGCCCUAGUGACUCAGACCUGCUGACGUGCCUGGCCCAGCUAAUGCAGGGCGGCUCAGCCCGCGGUUCCCCUCAGCAUGGCAGCUUCUCCCCGCAGCAGUUGGGCUCCAGAGUGGUGUGUGUCAGCGCCUCCAAUACAAUCCACCAUCACCACCACCGUAGCUCCAGCGCUUCCCCCCGUAGCUCCUCUUCCCUGCAGCACUCUGUCAGCUCAUCCCCGUCACGUCAUGAGCACCGAGUGGGUGUCGGGGGCUGCUUCAGCCGCAGCCGCUCUCCUCCCAGCUUUUCGGGAUCGCCCCCCCUGCGCCGCCCUCACCCACACGCACAGGACUGCUGUGGCCGGCAAGCUCGCAGUGGCCCGUUUCACUUGACUCGUGGCAAAGCCUCCAGCCGCGAGGGCAAGUGCUCCAACAAGCUGAGCAGAUAGUUGCCUUGGUGAUGCAA